AUGUCUAAAACAAAUCUAACAAAUAAAUUAGCAGAUGAAUUACAUCAUAGAGUUAUAAAAUCUUUUCCUAAAAGACGUGUUUAUGUUCAUUCAAUAGAUCAAACAUGGGCAGUUGAUUUGAUAGAUAUACAACAAUAUUCAAAACAAAAUAAACACUAUAAAUAUUUAUUAGCAGUUAUAGAUGUUUUUAGUAAAUAUGGUUGGUUGAUUCCAUUGAAAAAUAAAACAGGAGUAGCAGUGAGUGAAGCAUUUAAAACAUUAUUUAAAGAAAGAAAACCAAUAUAUAUUUGGUCAGAUAAAGGAUCCGAAUUUUAUAAUCGACAAGUAAAAGAAUUGUUAAAAGAUAAUAACAUAAAGUUAUAUUCAACUGAGAAUGAAGAAAAAUCCAGUGUAGUGGAACGAUGGAUAGGAACAAUGAAACAACAUAUUAACUUCAAAAUGGAAUCUGAAUUGAGAAGAUGUUAUUUAAUUAAAGUGUCGGAUGAUUUAGAGAAACUUGAAACAUUAUUAGUGAAACGUAAUAAUACGAUAAAUAUACAAGAUAUGGAUAUAAACAGCAUAAAAAAGGAAAUUGAAUAUUUAACCGAGAGAAUAAAUAAAACUAAGGAAGAUUUUGGUGACAGAAACAAGAGACGGAUUUGGCUUCGAUUAACAAGACAAAAAGUUAGUGCAAAGACUAAGCUUAAAAAAUUCAUAACAAAAAGAACCUGUGAGAAUGAAGAAAAGACUAUAUUGGAAAUAAAGAAAAGUGAUUUAAUUUCUGAACAGAUUAGGAUAACAGAACUUGUUCGUCAAGACAGUAAUUCCUAG
This is a messenger RNA of Mytilus trossulus (common blue mussel), 810 nucleotides long. RefSeq lists its product as uncharacterized. Gene Ontology annotation, molecular function: nucleic acid binding. The transcript is spliced from 2 exons. NCBI's taxonomy places the organism in Eukaryota, Metazoa, Mollusca, Bivalvia, Mytilida, Mytilidae. The coding region runs from base 1 to 810 and encodes 269 amino acids. Gene Ontology annotation, biological process: DNA integration. The record is from RefSeq and is a predicted model, not a curated record.